AGCAUCAGAGUUCAAAGAUCUUCUUCAGUCGCUUUGCCGUUUCUGACAAAUGGUUAUUUUUAUGUUUGUAGUGUAAUUUUUAAAGUCUAGAUUUUAAAUAAUUGAGUUAAGCUCUAUUUCCUUCAUGUUGAUUUUCAAUGAUAACUGAAUUGUAUUGUAAUGCGUGAUUCUAAAACGAUAGCAUUCAAACAAAAAAUGUAAAUUAAUUUCUUUUGUGUUGUUUACGUUUGUUUUAGUACAUUCUAACUUCAAUUUGAAUAAUAACCGCGUUGAAUAGUGCAAAAUUAAGCAUUUUUCAUGUUUAAUUUCAAGAAACAGAAAGUUUCAUAAUGAGCUUGGAAGAAAAUGAUAAAACUGAUGGAGAAGAACCGACUAAAGCGGCUACUAGCUCUCAUACCACCAACACUCUUGGCAAAGAGGUAUCGGCUAAACGUGCCAACAUUAAAGAGAUCAAGGCCAAUAUCAAGCAUAAUAUCUCCACAUUGACCAAGAAGCCUCCAGAACAUGCAGACAAGCAGCACCAGGGUGGAGAGCCGGCGCGCUUCCUGGGCGAGGGCGUGUGCUACCGGGCCAAGCUGAUUGGCAUCCUGGAGGUGGGAGAUGCUCGCGGCGACCGCAUGUGUCAGGAGGCCCUCGCCGACCUCAAGAUGGCCAUCCGCGCAGCUGGCGAACACAAGCAGCGCAUCACCAUUCACAUCGCCAUCGAUGGCCUCCGGCUCAGGGAUGACAAGACUGGGGACUGUCUGUACCAUCACCCUGUGCACAAGAUCUCGUUCAUAGCACAAGACAUGACGGACUCGCGGGCUUUCGGAUACAUCUUCGGGUCUCCCGACACGGGUCACAGAUUCUUCGGCAUCAAAACUGACAAGGCUGCUAGCCAGGUGGUAAUUUCGAUGCGAGAUCUGUUUCAAGUUGUGUUUGAGUUGAAGAAGAAAGAGAUCGAGAUGGCCAAGCAACACAUAGAACAGCACCAGAUCAAGUACAACAUGGGAAUAGUUCCUGAGCCCAUUCCAAAGAUAUCGUUGAACGAGCCGGGGUUUGGCAAGAUGCGAACAAUACUCGAAGACGGGGGCAGUUGGGCUAGUGGUGGUGGGGGUAGUGGUGGUGGUGGAAGUGCGGGGGCGGCAAGCAGUUCUAAAAGCUCAGACUCGGGGGUGGCAACGUCGUCCAAAACCAGCACCAGCAAAGAUGGAGCGGGACAAGAGACGGCAAUCGCCGACCUAUUGGACCUAGAGCUGGAGCUGAGCAGCAUCCAGCAAGGGCUGUCGCAGAUGGAGCGCAUCACACCGUCCGAUCCGUUCGGCGACUCGUUCGCGCCUCCUGCCUCCGCUGCCCCCGCUGCCACCAAGCUGCUGCCGCCGCCUCCCAAGGGCGGGUCCUCGUCGUCGGGGGCGGCUGCCUCGCACAAGAAGGGCGGAGGCGGCGGACUGCCUAGUGUGGCUGCACCGGCGGGGGCGGUCGCCGCUCAGGAGCAGAGUCUCUUCAAUGAUGAGCAGACUGGGGGCGGUGGCGGGGAGGAUAAGGUGGAUGGUGCUACCACCCCAACUAAGAUUAGGCAAUUUGCAUCGGAACUUCUGUCCAGCUGUGAUCUAUCCUCUGCGAGAGACCAAUUCGACGUGUUCACCGAGCUGGACCCCCUAGGCACGGGGCGCAGCAAACCCUACAUCGACAAGAAGGAUUUCUUCCAGGAGCUCAAAAAUCCGCCCAAAAAAGUUCUGAAAGACCUCGUCGGUGAACUGCCCAAGGAGACUCCACCGCUCUUUCAGGCCUCGUUCGACUGUGACAAAUCAAACGACACUAUCUUUCCCGUUACAACGGAUUCUGAAUCUAGUUUUCCCGUUGUAACGGAUCCGUUCGGCGACGAUCCGUUCGACAAAACGGAUCCGUUUGACGAGAGCAGUAUGUCGAAAGUGUUUUUCCCCAACCUGCAAACUAGUAAAGAUCCGUUUGAUACGUGUUUCGCCGAUUUCACGGCGUUUGGACGAUCGCCCAACAACGAGAACAAUUUGAACUCGUUGGACGAAGUUGUUGGUAGUUCUUCAAAACACAGAAAAUCACCGCGAUUCGACGAAGGGAGUGAUAGUUCCAUACACGGCGGACCGUUGAGAGUUAGUCUGCCACCCGAAAAACAAUUGUCAACUAGUCCUCGAACUAGAAACAAAUACGGUAGGACAUCAUCGUCUUUAGUGAAAUUACCUAGUCCCAAACAAAAAUCACGGUCGAGAUCGUCGAGACAAACAACAGUGGAUAGUUCGUUUGAUAGAAGUUCCCCCCUGGACAGUGGUAUGACGUUGAAGAAUGGUGCUGUGAUCUCCCCCUCGCCCCCUCCACAAGGGUUGUUGGACUCAAAUUCGGCUCCGGAACCUCCCCCUCGUCCCCCAAACACAACUACCCCUCCCACCCCUAUAAUAAAACCACCCCCACUGCCCCCGAAACGACAGGGAGCCAUGACACCACUCAAACAACCAUUCAGGCCUUUACAGUUAGAUUAUGAUUAUAUCGAGAAUUAUGAGACGUUGGGGAGUAGUAGUAAUAGUAAUCAACAGAAUAGUAAUGAUGUUCAAAGUCCGCCGAUACCGGUGCCAGCUCGCAGACCUAGGUAUGGGGGGAGUGGUGGGGCCGAAUCCAGCCCCCAACGACCCCUAAAACACAAUCAGACAGAAGGAGCAGGGGGAGGUACGGAACCAGAGUACUACCUUACACCUUUUCCGUUGUUACCGCCGCCUCUCAAGAAAACUGGCACCUCACCUAAACCACAAGACUCGUCCACAUCUAGAUCACCAUCAGUACUCGAUUCGAAUACAAGUGCUGUCCCAAAAGAAAGUGCCAAACAAUCGUCGACGUCAUCGCUGGACAUUACGCUGAGUCAGCUGUCCAAGACCGGGUUCAGUGACCUCGCCUCGACGCUGGGUAUGUCACCCACAUCACUGUCUAGAAUGACCCUGCAGGAGCUCACCAAAUGCCUGCAGAGUUUGAAUGAGAGUGAGACGAAAAGUGAAGACAAAUCUAGUGCGAGAAAUAGUAUAUUCAAAAGUGAACAGUACUCGGCGUUGAGAGAGAGUAUAGAAGAAGAUGCGGCUCCUUUCAAGGCGGAGUUUGAUAGUCAUUUCAAUUCAGACUCCACUAGUAAAGAGAAUAAUACAGCGGCAAAUGCAUCAGGUGCUAAUGAAGAAUCUUUGUUCGACAAGUAUGCUGUGUUUAGAGAGCUGUUAGAACAGGAGAAGGUUGACAACCAGGUUGAAGAGGUGGUGGAUAGCAACGAGGCAGUAGAUAAUAGAGUGGAAGAAGUAGAGAAACCUAGAGUGGGCACAGCUCCGUUGGCAAAAGGUGAAGAAAUCGACGAUGAUCUUCCUGAAACCGAUGAAGUGUCAGUGCAGUUACCAGUUGUGUCGAACUCUGUUUCGGAGGAUCGGUAUGCGGCGUUGAGGGAGAUCACCUUUGAAGAUGAUUUCAUACAGGAAGAGGAGGAAGAAGAGGUGAAAGUUUCUGAGAUGAAAGAAGGUGGAGAUGAUGAGGAGGAGGAGGAGGGGAGAAGAAGUAGACAACAUAGUGAGAGCACAGAGUCACCAACUGCUACAAUGAAGGAGCCUCAAUCGAUAAUGGAGACAACGAUAAUCGAGGAGGAUAUGAGUGCAUUGGAGGCGGAUGACGACGAUAAUGUGCCGGAGGAAGUGAUGGGAGAGAUGGAGAUGUCGUUGCCUACUGUGGCUGAAUCCAGUGAGAGCAUUGACAAGGAACCGGAGUCUCCGAUUUGUCAGAGGGGAGAACCUGUAGUACCAAGGUUGAAAGAGGAUCUAGUAGACGAUGAAGAUGCGGAGGAGGAGGAUGAGGAGGAUGAAAGUGGCGGGGGAAGGAAAGGUUUGGCGAUUACGAAUCUGAUUGAGGGUUGGGCCAAGUUUGAUAACAACGAGAAGACUAGUGAAGGAAAUGUUUCGCCCUGGUCGAUUGAUAGUAAAGAUAUCAAUAAGGAGACAUUUUGGAAGGAGAGGCCUGACAGGGUGGAGAGGAGUAGAGAUGAGAGGAGUAGGGAGAUACACACAAAGGGGAGGAAGGCCUAUAAGAUGCCAGAUGACGAUUGGGGAGGAGAAGGGGAGGAGGAUGGGGAAGAGAGUGAGGAUGGUUGGAGGUGGGGAGAAGAUGGAGGAACGUGGAGGGAGAAUGGGUGGAGUGAUGGAGGGGAGUCUUUCUACGAUGACAUGCCUCCACCUCCGCAGUACAGCCGGAGAGGCCGACGCCGGCGGGUGUCUCCCCGACGGAAGACAUCGAGGGAUCCCUCGCCCUGGGAGGACGAGGAACGCUGGGAUGAUUCUCGACGUGUCGAAGAGUAUCGGCCGAAACACAGAGGCUCGUCUCUCGAGGAAGACCGCCGCAAGCGACGGUUGUCUCCGUGGGCUGGGGGCGAACCGGACCGCCGCAGCAGUCGAGAGUCGCUAGCCUGGGAGGAGGAGGAACAGCAACGCUACAGGCGUCCCUACCGCGACAGAAGACACAGGAGAUACGAGGACAGCUACGGAAGGAGUAGUCGCGAAUACAGGGAACAACCUCGACGAAAUUAUCAAGGCUACUACCGCGACAGAUCCCACGAAUCACCUUGGGAAGACAGUGAACAGGGGGAGGAAGACUCCCCACGCCCCCGGAAACAAGCCCCCUGGAGUGGAGGGAGUGGUGGUAGGCAAGGUGGUCCCCCUCCUCAGGAUAGUGAGGAAGAGAUGUACAGGUACAGAGACCCUCGGAAAAGUGGUGGAGGUAACACUUUGAAAGGUAGAGGUAACCGAGGUGGGAAAAAACGGGGACAAACCUCCCCCUUCGAAGACGAUUUCUCAGCCCAUACCUUCCAGUUUCCCCCUAGUGAUUCGAAGAGCCCGGGAUCGGAUGUAUCGGAACAAUUCCCCCCCAGUAAUAAACAUUCACCUUGCACCGGUAGUAAACCUCACCUGUCUCCCGACUAUUAUCUGGGGAAGAAGGAGUUUGAUAACAGUGGUGAGAGUGGAUUCCCGGGUGGAAAAUUGGAGGCGAAAACGAAGAACAGUCGUCAGUCGCCGUUCGAAGAUGACUUCACGCCGCCCGAAACGCGUCGUUACAGCGGCAGGAGUGUUUCGAGUGACGCCAGUGAUAAGAGUGGACGUAAAGAUGACGUCAGGUGUAAUGAUGACGUGUUUAUUCCCGAAUACCGGCAUCGGUGCGAGAGGUUCAUGUCUGAGAUAAGUGCUAAAGGUAGGCGAGGCCGUAGCAGCAAUUUGAACAAUGGGGAUGUGGGAGACAGGCGCCAUGAUGGGGAGAAUAUGUUGAGGAGACAUGACAGUGAUCGGAGGAGCAAUGAAGGCAGACAGGAUAGUGAUAGGAGGCUGCAGGAUAGUGAAAAUAAGGUUAGUAGAAGACAAGAUAGUGAAAAUAUGAGCAAUAGGAGACAAGAUAGUGAGAAUAUGGGGAGUAGGAGGCAAGAUAGUGAAAAUAUGAUGUCUAGAAGACAAGAUAGUGAAAAUAUGUCGAGUAGGAGGCAAGAUAGUGAAGGUACAAUGUCUAGAAGGCCAGAAAGUGGAGGUUCAAUGUCCAGGAGACAGGACAGUGGAGGUACUAUGUCUAGGAGGCUAGAUAAUGAAAAUAUGACGAGUAGAAGACAAGAUAGUGAUAGUAUGAUGUCCAGGAGACAAGAUAGUGAAUCCAGGAGAAAAGAUAGUGAACUCAGGAGACUGGAUAACGAUCCGAGGAGUGAAGGUAUUUUGUCUAGAAGGCACGACAGUGAAACGAUGUCACCGUUAGCUAUAGAGAGUAGACGAUUAGAGAAAGAGAAGCACAGUGGUAGUUUCGGUGACGUGGACUCUCCACCGGCUGGAGAUGCUAGACAACAACGUCGUGACCACCUCAAGUCGGGAGGGGGAGAGUCGCCCUCCGACGCGCCCCCCCUCCAUCAGCCCGUCCGCCAUCUUGGCGGUGGCCGGCGACAGGCGGGAGAUUUGAAAAUGCGCGUUUCGAGUCUGCGCCGUACAGACUCGUCGUCGAGUUUGCGGAAGUCUGAGUCGGUGAACAUCUUCGCACGCAACAGUGACCCGUUCGAUGAUGACGACUUCUUUGCGGCGGCGGGGGGGGACCCCUGUCGUCGACCACUUUGCCCCGGAUGGGGGCAGGGGUUGGUGGUGGUCAGGGGGGCAGGGAGGAGAGGGGAGCAGGAGGGGGAGCGCAUGACCCCUUCAAGUGGGCCGAAGCGUUCAAUGCGUUCAACUUCGACACGGCGACGGGGUUCUUCGACGAGGAGAGCAAGUAGUGCAGUGCCUCUACUAGUUAAUGGUACGUUCAUUCAUGUUAUCCCCCCCUUACACUUUAGCCCAACCACACAGAGAUCGAUCUGCGAUCACAAAUCAAUUGGAGGUGAUUUAAAAAGUGCUCUUGGCUUGAAUUAUGUUGGAGCAAUCGCACAUCAUCCAUAUUGA
This is a messenger RNA of Nilaparvata lugens (brown planthopper), 6428 nucleotides long. RefSeq names its product protein disabled (gene Dab). The coding region runs from base 330 to 6428 and encodes 2032 amino acids. The transcript has 10 exons. The record is from RefSeq and is a predicted model, not a curated record. NCBI's taxonomy places the organism in Eukaryota, Metazoa, Arthropoda, Insecta, Hemiptera, Delphacidae.